Messenger RNA from Myxocyprinus asiaticus (Chinese sucker), 1292 nucleotides. RefSeq names its product D-aminoacyl-tRNA deacylase 2 (gene dtd2). NCBI's taxonomy places the organism in Eukaryota, Metazoa, Chordata, Actinopteri, Cypriniformes, Catostomidae. Gene Ontology annotation, molecular function: D-tyrosyl-tRNA(Tyr) deacylase activity. Bases 178 to 684 code for a protein of 168 amino acids. Gene Ontology annotation, biological process: tRNA metabolic process. The transcript is spliced from 3 exons. Gene Ontology annotation, cellular component: cytoplasm. The record is from RefSeq and is a predicted model, not a curated record.
CACAAGCGGAAACGGAAUUGUCGUGAAGUUCCAUAGUCCAUUUCCAAAGACUGAUAACAAAUGAAUUCGUGAUUUAUUUCUUCCUGCACAUCAAUUCCACGUGUAUUAUUUAUAUGGUCUCUUAAAUAAUUCCAUGACAGAGUGUACUGUCAGCAUUGUACCGUUUAUUUCGUGACAAUGGCCGAGAGAACAGAGAACAGCAUUAGAGCACGAGUGAUUCUCCAGCAGUGUCUACACGCACGACUCCAAGUUAAACCUCCAGAUGCAGAGAGUGAAGCUGAAUGGGUUGAGAUUAACAGGGGAAUGGUUAUAUACAUCUGCUUCUACAAAGGUGCCACUGAAGAUAUCAUCCCCAAAAUGGCGAACACACUGUUAAAUAUGAAGCUUUGUGAGACAGCUUCAGGAAAGUAUACCUCAGUCCUUGAAUUACCUGGAAGUGUUCUUAUUGUACCUCAAGCCACACUUGGAGGAAAACCGAAGGGAAAGGGGAUGCAGUACCAUGGCAACAUUGGUAGAGAUGAAGGGCGGAUGCUGUAUGACAGCUUUGUGUCUCAGUGUCAAAAGGAACUCUCAGCUUGCAAGAACCGUGAAACUGUAACAGAGGUCAAACAUGGAACUUAUGGGAACAGACAAGUCCUGAAGCUGGAUACUAAUGGACCCUAUACCCAUCUAAUGGAGUUUUAAGUGCACAAUUAGUUUUUUUGUUUUGCUUUUGUUUUGCUUUUUUCAUAUUUGAUUGAAUCUUCUUAACAGCAUUGAUCAAUAGUACUUUACUUUUUAUGGUUUGUUAAAAGGCUUUGGCAUUAUGGACUAUUAUAAAACUAUUAGUGCACAUUUAUAGUUCCACUCCUGAUUACAAUAAAUGUAAGGCAUAAGCUUGGAAGUGUGUCUGUGGUUUUAUACUAUCUUGAUGAGUUUCCUGUGUUGUGAUUCUCUUGCAGUUUGACCUGCACAUUGUUCAAUGUGUUAAUUACAUGUCUGACUUUGCUUAUAAUGCUGGAAAAUUUAAUUAUUUAGGUCUGUUGAUGAUUAGAAGUAUUUUUCAGCUCUGUAGGUUCAUACAAUGCAAGUGAAUGGGUGUCAAAAUUUUGAAGCUCCAAAAAUCACAUAAAUCAACAUAAAAGUAGUCCAUAUAACCAAUCCAAGAUGGUUCUGUUUUCAUUUUUGGAAGCUUACCAAAUGUUCUACAAUGUACAAUUAUAAUUUUUUUUGUUACUGUACUUUCCAGUUAUACAAUAAAUCUAAAGACAGGGCCGAUAUGUUAUAAAGCAAAUUAAAAUAUAAAAGAGUCA